Messenger RNA from Hyaena hyaena (striped hyena), 2084 nucleotides. It is a transcript of the gene SPRY4, whose product is annotated as sprouty RTK signaling antagonist 4. The record is from RefSeq and is a predicted model, not a curated record. Gene Ontology annotation, cellular component: membrane; cytosol. The transcript is spliced from 2 exons. Gene Ontology annotation, biological process: negative regulation of Ras protein signal transduction; negative regulation of MAP kinase activity; animal organ development. Bases 210 to 1109 code for a protein of 299 amino acids. Lineage: Eukaryota; Metazoa; Chordata; Mammalia; Carnivora; Hyaenidae.
GGCAGCGAGAGGAGCUGACAGCGCGGAGCUGGCGCUGCGGAGCGCAAGGAGCCCUAUCGGUUUCUCCCGCCGACGUCUGCGAGGACAGCAGCGUCUGACCCGCCCUGGUUCGGAGAUUUACACAGGCGUGGAGCAAUGCCUAUGGCUCUGCGGCUCCUCAAAGGCCCCUAGAAGCCUGUUCCUCAGCACAGUCCAGGACCUCCAGCCCCAUGGAGCCCCCGAUCCCACAGAGCGUCCCCUUGACUCCCAGCUCAGUCAUGGUCCAGCCCCUACUUGACAGCCGUAUGCCCCACGGCCGCCUCCAACACCCACUCACCAUCCUCCCCAUCGACCAGAUGAAGACCAGCCACGUAGAGAACGACUACAUAGACAACCCCGGCCUGGUGCCCCCCAUGGGCACCAAGCGGACCCGGGGUGGGGCCCCUGAGCUGGCCCCAACGCCUGCCCGCUGUGACCAGGACGUCACCCACCACUGGAUCUCCUUCAGCGGGCGCCCCAGCUCCGUGAGCAGCAGCAGCAGCACGUCCUCUGACCAGCGUCUCUUGGACCACAUGGCACCGCCACCCGUGGCCGACCAGGCCUCCCCGAGGGCUGUGCGCAUCCAGCCCAAGGCCGUCCACUGCAAGCCACUGGACCUUAAGGGCCCCGCAAUGCCAACGGAGCUGGACAAACACUUCUUGCUGUGCGAGGCCUGUGGGAAGUGUAAGUGCAAGGAGUGUGCUUCACCCCGGACACUGCCCUCCUGCUGGGUCUGCAACCAGGAGUGCCUGUGCUCGGCCCAGACCCUGGUCAACUACGGCACCUGCAUGUGCCUGGUGCAAGGCGUCUUCUACCACUGCACCAACGAGGACGACGAGGGCUCCUGCGCCGACCACCCCUGCUCCUGCUCCCGCUCAAACUGCUGCGCCCGCUGGUCCUUCAUGGGCGCCCUGUCCCUGGUGCUGCCGUGCCUGCUCUGCUACCUGCCCGCCACCGGCUGCGUGAAGCUGGCCCAGCGUGGCUACGACCGCCUGCGCCGCCCUGGAUGCCGCUGCAAGCACACGAACAGCGUCAUCUGCAAGGCGGCCGCCGGGGACGCCAAGGCCAGCAGACUCGACAAGUCCUUCUGACACUGUGGGUCGAAGCCCCCGUGCUGCUACCCCUAGAACUUGGUUCCCUUCUGACACCUGAGACGACCAUGGCAAGGCCAGAGGUUUUAGUGUCCUGAGGCCUAUCUUGCUGGUCUGCCCACUCCCCAUCCUCCGCUUCUGAAGAAAUGGGAGACCACCAUCGCCCACCCUCUCUUCCCCAAAAGGAUGAAGGAGCACUUUGGGUUUUGUUUUCUUGUUUUUUUUCAGGGUCCUGGAACUUUGUGUCAGACAGUGGCAGGGGCGUGGUGUGGCUGCGGGGCGGUUGGGGGGGUGGUUCUUUUUCAGAAGACGGAACACAGAUGUGGACACAUCCGGAAGUUGCAGCUGCUUAAAUGCCUUCCCAGGUCCUCCUCCUUCCCCCUCUCUCCCUGCUCUUCCCUUCUCUUUGGUUGCCGGGGGAGGAAUCAUUUAUUGAGUGACCAGGGGACCUCGGAAGAAGACCCUUGGAACCCUGACUUUCAAACUUCUCCUCCUCCACCCUCCACCCCAGUUUGCCCCAGCACCUUGGGGAAGGCGGAGAAGACCCUGGCGACCCCAGUUGUAUAUGCUUGGGGAGCCCCCUCAGAGCCAGGGAGUCCAGGCCUCAUCUCUCGCUCUGCCUCCCCGGAGCCGCAGAUGGACGUAGGAGCCACUGCCCAGUGCAUUCCUCCCUCCUGCUUCAUCACUGACUCUUGGGGGUGUUCCGCUCAGAACACCGUCCUUCAGUUCCCACCGAGUCACAGACUCCCCUGCCACUACGUGUCCCGUGUUCUCUCUACCCAGAUCCUUUCCAGAAAUUCCGCGGGUAGAGAAGGCCGGGGCGGCACAUGCGAGACCAAAUAUCAUUUUGCCAAUGAGUCUGAGGCUGUGGCCUCUGGAUCCAGUCAUUAUGUUUUUAUAGAACAAUGAAACCAGAUGCUAUAACGGUGUUUUAAAGAAAAAUAAUAAUAAAACACUUUGCUUCCUUUUGGGCCA